GACAAAUACAAACAAAUACCCCAUACGACCCCCCACACACCACACCCACACGAUGACACGACGGUUCCACGUCGCCUCAUUUCUUCUUUUUGCCCUUUUUCUUUCCCUUCUUGGCCCUCUCCUCCUUCCGAUCGUCGGCCUCCUGAUGUGACAGCAACACACACACACAUAACAACAUACACGGAGAGAUGACGCCAGUGACUGUUGUGUGUGUGGGUGUUUGCCUGCAUGAGUUGGUCCAUGAGGUCCUUCUCCUUCUGCGCAUCGUCCUCCGCCGCCCUCUGCCAGUCAGCCAAACGAUCCUGAACGGAACACACGCGCACGCACACGGCAAUAGCCAGUUGCCAGGCAGAUUUUUGUGUCUCUUGUCGCCCUCCCUGCCUACCUUCAUUCGGUGCAGCCGCCUUUCCUCCACAGCUUCAAUCUCCAACCUGACACACACACCCAUACAGUGACCGCCGGCCCACCUGUCACUGCGUGCUGAACUUACCUCAUGGCCUCGAGAGCCAUGUCAUAGUGCUUCCUCCUGAGGUCCUCGGCAUACAUGGUGUGCCGCUCCAUCUUCUCGCGACGCCGCAGCUCACUCUGCCGCUCACUGUUGCGCGCCAGCAGGGCCUGCAGACGACGGUGCUGCGCCACCUCUGACACCACACACACAGGGGAGAGACACGGGUCAGAGUGGCCGGCCGGGUCGUGUGAACUCGUGUGUCUACCGAGCUCGUUGUUGCCCAUGUCGAUCUGCGUGAUGUAUUCAUUUCGUUCGAGGGACUUCAGCAGCGCCUCACCUGAUGCCUGAUAGAGCAGAGAAGGAAUGCACCUGACGACAGACAGAGACGUGGCCAGUGCAUGUCUCGGCUACGGGAAGAAUGUGGUUUUUGAAGAGGUUGAGGACUCUGAUCCCCCGGUUGUGCUCCAGCCUCGUGAAAAACAGUGUCAGGCCGCUCUCGUCGUUGCCAUUCGCAGUCAACAGGUUGUUGGACAGAUUGAGAUACUUCAAGCUGGACGAAGCGACACACGCAUACACAUAGAUGUUCACGUCUCCCUCGCUCCCUCUAUCUGCAACACCCACCUGGUGUUCUCCUUGAGUGCCACUGCGAACGCCUUUGCCGAUUCAACACCCAGAUAGUUGCCCUCGAGGUCGAGCGCACCCAGGUACUUGUUCUGCCUGAGCAUCUGCGCCACCACCUCACCGUCCUGGUCAGUCAGGCCGCGACGAGACAGGUCCAGGCUGAAGAGGGACUUGUUGUUGGCCAGACCAUCCUGCAAAGAGAAGAACGGGCACGAUGAGGUCAACCGAGGCGAUGUUGUGAUUGUCGUGGCUUGCCUGCAUGAGCAGCCUGAGCCUGACGGGGUUGAGGUCGAGUCCGGAGAGGGCCACGUCUCUGUCUGACGUGUUGCUCUUGAGCUGAUGGAUCAGCUUCUCAAGACCUGACACAAGUGAAUGGAUGGAACAAUCAUCGAUCGCAUCUGUGUGUCCGUGGGGUCCUCACCUCCUUCCAGCCUGCUCCUCUGCUCCUCUUCCUCGCGCCUCUUCCUCUCCUCCUGCACACACACACAGGCAAUCGUUGGUUAUCGCCUGCCUCUCCGGAAGAAUGAAAGACAUGCAGUGGCGAUUCGCUGACUGACCUCUUCCAUUCGUUUCCUCCUCUCCUGCUGUCUCCUCUUCUCCUCCUGCUCUUUGAGGCGCCGCUCGGCCUCCUUCUGCUGCUGCUCCUUGAUACGAGCUGCCUCCUCCUGCAGUGCACAGGCAACACACAACACAACAACACAGGUUUGCAUGAUGCAUCGGUCGGUUUGUGCGUCUUACCUCUUUCCUUCUGAGUUCCAUUUCCCUCUUGCGUGCGAGCAUGGCCUUGGUCCUCUCAGUCUGUGGCAGAAUCUCCACCACAGGCUCGAAGACCAGCCCGCCACUCGCAGGCGCAUCGUUGUCGGCGUCACCCAUGACGGUGGAGGAAUCAACGACAACAAGCAAAGAGCUGAAACAAACAGUGGAAAGUGUCCGAACCAAAAAGAAGCAGCAACUUGAAUUCACUUUCAG
This is a messenger RNA of Vitrella brassicaformis, 2038 nucleotides long. NCBI's taxonomy places the organism in Eukaryota, Vitrellaceae. The record is from the annotation of a GenBank genome assembly.